Fonsecaea multimorphosa CBS 102226 is the source of this 1596-nucleotide messenger RNA. RefSeq lists its product as uncharacterized. The record is from RefSeq and is a predicted model, not a curated record. Gene Ontology annotation, cellular component: cytoplasm; preribosome, small subunit precursor; nucleolus. The transcript has a single exon. Lineage: Eukaryota; Fungi; Ascomycota; Eurotiomycetes; Chaetothyriales; Herpotrichiellaceae. Gene Ontology annotation, molecular function: snoRNA binding. Bases 1 to 1596 code for a protein of 531 amino acids. Gene Ontology annotation, biological process: rRNA processing.
AUGUCCAAAGCAGCGUCCGCUCGCCGACAUGCACCUCUCGAAGACGAUAUCACUGCUUCUGGAGGCCGACUCCGAACCAAAUCAAUUACUGGGAAGAGAAAGUCAAGAUCGGAUGAAAGCGCACAAGGAGAUGGUUACAUCGACUCUCGGUCCUCGCGAAAGAUAUUGGCAAUAGCUCAAGAUCUCGUGGACGAAGACGCAGCAGAACGCCGGGCUACCAGCGCAAAUUCCACAUCCCCCACGAAUGGAGCGUUCGGCUUCGACUCUAGGUUUGCGGUAGAUGACGAAGAUGGGACUGGAAACGUGCACGGGGAGAGUCGGUUCGAUGACGAGGAGGAAUGGAUACCGGAAGACGACGAAGCCGUGGCCCCUGAGGAUGACAUGGAUCCGGAGGAGAUGGCGGUCUACAAAAGGUUCCUCCAAGAUGGCGAAGAACUGGCCGACUUUGCACCAUCAAUUGCAAAUUUGACCACGAGCGACACCUUAUCGGCGAAUGGGAGGCGCAGGCACCAGCAAGCAAGAGCCAACGGGGCGACGGAAGAAGGAGAACAAGAGGAAGACGAAGGUCAAACAACAAACCUUGCAGACUUGAUUCUGCAACGUAUCGCCGAAAAGGAGGCGUUCGAAGCUUCUCGAUCCGCCGUGCAGCCACAAACGUUCAUAGGCGGUGGCUCUAUGGAAGAUGCCGUCGAGAUCCCCAUGAAAGUCGCUGAGACAUUUACCAAGGUCGGCCAGCUCCUGUCACGUUACAAGUCCGGUCCUCUGCCCAAGCCAUUCAAAGUUCUCCCAACGCUACCACAAUGGCCAGAUCUUCUCUCUAUCACAAGACCCGAGAAUUGGACUCCACACGCGGUCUACCGCGCGACAAAGAUUUUCAUCUCUGCCCCAGCGGCUACGGGUCAGCACUUCUGCGAAACAGUCCUUCUCGACCGCGUGAGGGAAGACAUCCAAGAGACCAAGAAACUCAAUGUCCAUCUCUACAAUGCCCUGAAAGCUGCCUUUUACCGACCAUCUGCGUUUUUCAAGGGGUUUUUGUUUCCGCUCGUGGAGUCGAGUUGUACGCUGCGCGAGGCGCACAUCAUCUCUUCCGUGCUGGCCAAGAUCAAAAUUCCUGUCCUCCAUUCUGCAGCCGCUCUGUUGCGGCUGUGCGAGAUCUCGGCGGAACAGACGGCAAACGUGAACAGCGAAGCCGCUGGUGCUGCCAACAUCUUCAUCCGCGUCUUGCUUGCGAAGAAAUAUGCGCUGCCGUAUAAGGUUGUGGACGGCCUUGUGUUUCAUUUCCUUCGGUUUAGAGCCUCCAAGGAACAGGACCAAGAGGCGUUGGGAUCCAAAGAGGCCAAAUUGCCCGUCCUGUGGCAUCAGAGCCUCCUAAUAUUUGCGCAGACAUACCGGAACGAAAUCACCGAGGACCAGCGAGAAGCACUACUGGACCUGCUGCUGGUCAGGGGCCAUAAGGAUAUUGGACCCGAGGUCAGACGUGAGUUGCUGGCCGGUAGAAACCGAGCUGGUGCAGAUGGACACGGUGGUGGUGAGAUGCAGAUUGAUGCACUAGAAAAGAGGGACGAUGGGGAUGAUACUAUGGACAUGAAGGGCUGA